AUGCGCCCUACCAGCUUGUUCGCAGUCUUCUGUUUUCUCAUUCGAACUCAAGCGUUUGUACUCGAAAAUGGAUGGAUUGGUAGUUCGAGUCGAUUUGGAAAGAUAUCCAAGCCUUUGGCCCUUCAACCAACGAAUGUUUGCCCCUCUACCUCGCAAGACGAAGUUCUAUACCGGUGCAACAAACUUGGGCAGUCUUCAAUAGAAGAAAUUGAGCAAAUUUUGGACGAAAGCUCUGAUGGUGCUGGCUCGUUGAGAUCAAGUAUCAUCGAUCAAGUCUUCCCAAUGAUGUUAUCGUUGUGCAGAUCAGAGUCUACAGAUGCUGCAGUGAGGGUCGAUAAAUUACUCAACCGAUUAGAAAUGGAAAUGAACGCUGGGAAUGAAAACGUGGCCCUCACAAACAAGCACUACACCAUUGCCAUUGUUGCGUGGGGGAAAGCAGGAAAUGCAGAUGCCCCAGAAAGGGCUGAAAUGAUCAUGGAGAGACUCAAGAGACAAGGCGAGAGCUCUCCAGGGCUAAAACCUACUAGGGUUACUUACAAUGCACUGAUGAAUGCAAACGCCAAACUUGACAAUCACGAGCGGAUUACGGCGCUACUAGAUGAAAUGGAAAACAAAGAUAUUUACCCUGCAACAAUUGAUUUCAAUGUUCUUCUCUCUGUCUAUGGGAGACUCGGAAGGCCCCGUGACGCAGAACAGAUAGUACAAGGAAUGAUUGAUCGAUCCCAGCAACUCAGCCUCGGACAACAAUGCUACCCAGACUUAUAUUCCUACAAUAUGCUUUUGAAUGCAUGGUCACGGUCGAGUGAAUCCAAUAGAGGCAAACGUGCCGAGGACAUUAUCAACUACCUCUGUGAUCAUAGUGAAUGCAGCUUUUCCCCCGACAAGAACACGUAUUUGGCCGCAGUCUCUGCACUGGUUCAUAGUGGCGAAAAGAAUGUUAUACAGCGAGUAGAGCGGCUAGUGAACAAAGCGAAGUCCACGGGAAUUGAUUCUGAUGUGUUUCUAGAAUCACAAUUGUUGGACGCUUAUGCCUCCUGCUCUUCACCAGGGUCGGCUAGUAAAGCAGAGGCACACUUGAACGCGCUGCAAGCUAAGGGCAUUGCUAAUACAGUUUCGUUCAAUACCGUACUCAAAGCUUGGAAAGCGAGCAAUGAUCCUAAUUCUCAAAAACGCGCAGAGAUUCUGCUAGGAAGAAUGAAAGAGCUUGGAUUUGUCAAUACGAUCAGUUACUCGACUCUAAUUUCCACUUACGCCAAGAAAGGGAAUGUGGAUUCUGCAGAACGAGCUGAUGCAAUGCUUUCGGAAAUGUCAGCAAUGGGUCUUGCUCCCAAUGUCUGGACACUUAACAGUGUAAUGAGCGCUUGGGUAAGAUGCCGACAAAUCAGAAGGGCCGAAAACAUUCUUGAUAGAAUGGAACAAGGGGUGUAUGCUGGAAGAGGGGAAGACAGUCGUACGGGAACGGUUGCUCCAAAUGUAGUCUCCUAUACAACGCUGAUGAAUGGAUGGGCGAAAUCAAAGGAUCCGAAGUCUUUCGAAAAGACUGGGGACGUUUUUAGACGAAUGGUGCAAGCUUACAAUGAUGGCAAUACGCUCGCUCAACCAAACUUGUUCAGCUUCGUGACACUAAUAGACAGUCUUGUUCGGUCGAAAACGAAAAGGGCAGCUGAAAAAGCAGAGAGCGUCUUGUUCGAGAUGUACGAAGACUACAAAGAUGGGAACCUUGAUGCCAAGCCGAAUGCCAAACUAGUCAGUAUAGUGAUAGAAUGCUGGCAAAAGUCUCGAGAAAACGACUCUGGCGAGCGAGCGGAGGCAUUGUUGAACUGGCUCAUUGACAUUAAUGAAGUCGAGAACGAUGAAGAGUUGAUGCCAAAUGAAUUCACCUUUACGUCUACCAUAUCUGCCUGGGGAAAAACAAGAAAAUUUGGCAAAGCUGCCAGAGCAAGAUCAAUUCUAUCAAAGAUGAUUAAAAUGCACCAAAAUGGAGUGAUCAAAGCCAAGCCAAACGUGCAUGCGUAUACCGCAGUAAUAAACAGCUGCGCGUAUUGUGAGAACGACCUAUUAGAAAAACGAGAUGCGCUUCAGAUAGCAGUCAAGACAUAUAAGGAACUUGUGGCCUCAGAACAUGCGAAGCCCAAUCAAGUAACGUUUGCAACACUUCUAACUGCGCUUCGGAAUCUCAUGCCCGCAGGUGAAAAGCGAGCUGCAGCUGCAAAGACAGUAUUCCAACACUGCGCCGAUGCUGGUCUCGUCACCGAAUUAGUGUUGAAGAGGUUGCAAUCCACGCUGAGUGCUGAUCAGCUAGUUGACAUCGUUGGCGGUAAUGCAAUUUCUUCCCACGGAACAGUCAAUACUGCCAAUCUCCCGGAGAGCUGGACGAAAAACACAGUAUACGAACGGCGUUAA
Messenger RNA from Cylindrotheca closterium, 2403 nucleotides. The record is from the annotation of a GenBank genome assembly. NCBI's taxonomy places the organism in Eukaryota, Bacillariophyta, Bacillariophyceae, Bacillariales, Bacillariaceae.